This is a messenger RNA of Salvelinus sp. IW2-2015, 932 nucleotides long. The record is from RefSeq and is a predicted model, not a curated record. Lineage: Eukaryota; Metazoa; Chordata; Actinopteri; Salmoniformes; Salmonidae.
AUGGACAUGGAGGAGAAGCAGAGUGGAGAGCGGAGGAAAGGCCAGGAGUCAAGUGAGGUAUACAUCUACAGGAAGAACCUCUCCUUAGGAGCUGGCCAGAACUUCUACUACAUAACCAUGCUGCGUGACCCCGUCUCCCGCUACCUGAGUGAAUGGAAGCACGUGCAGCGUGGAGCCACCUGGAAGACCUCCCUGCACAUGUGUGACGGGCGCUCGCCCACGCAGGACGAACUGCCCACCUGCUACAGCGGGGACGACUGGUUGGGCGUCACCCUGACCGAGUUCAUGGACUGCCCGUCCAACCUGGCCAACAACCGGCAGGUGCGCAUGCUGGCCGACCUCAGCCUGGUGGGCUGCUACAACCUGUUAUCAAUGAACGAGAGUGAGCGCAACCACAUCCUGCUGGGCAGCGCCAUGAACAACCUGAAGAACAUGGCCUUCUACGGCCUGACCGAGUUCCAGCGCAAGACGCAGUACCUGUUUGAGCGGACGUUCAGCCUGCGCUUCAUCGCCGCCUUCACGCAGAUCAACAGCACGCGCGCCGCCAACGUGGACCUGAGCGAGGCUGUGCGUCGCCGCAUCGAGGAGCUAAACUACCUGGAUGUGCAGCUGUACGAGUACGCCAAGGACCUGUUCCUCCAGCGCUUCCAAUACACCCGCCAGCGCCAGCACCAGGAGGAGCGCUUGAAGAGGCGCGAGGAGCGCCGUUGGCUGCGGGAGCAGAGGGAGCAGAGCAGGGACUCUCUCCCCAAACGACAGGUGGGCAGGGAAGGGGGGGGAGACGAGCUGGCCACCACCACCGAAGACUACACCAGCCAGGUGGCUCGCUGGUGAGGUCCCACUCCUGACCACACACCCAGAGAUAGGUCACAGAACAGUCAGUCUCAUAUGGUACUCUCUCUCUCCCUCUCUCUUUUUCUCUCUCUCUCCCU